GGCUCCUCCGGGACACUGGCCGCCCUCCGAAUGCUGCAGCGGGUCCCAGCCCACGAGGGACAGGGACAGGCAUUUCCCUGGCAGAGCUUCACCGUAGCCCUGUGCGCCGAGGAGCCCACGCUGGAGGGGCCGGAGGGGGCCCUGGCUGUCAAACCAUGUCUGCUGCUGCUCCCCGUCGUGUGCCAGAGGAACCUCUUCUCUCUGCUGCACGUGGUGCACGCCAUGGUUCCGGGGAGCUGCCUUGUCCAGCUGCUCCAGGCUGUGGAACAGGAUUCCCACGUGGAUCCCUGGGUGCGGACGCUGAGGGAUCUGCUCCGGCAGGGAUCGAGCAGAGAGGAGCACUCCCCACCUCCUGCCCCUUUGUCUUCUGUGUGCCAGCAGCAGCUUCGGUGUCUGUGCCAGAAAAUUGCCCAGAACAAACCAGAGGGACGAAGGAAACUGAACUGGUGCUUCAGCGAGCGGCCUGGUGCUGCUGGGGAUGCGGCUGAGUCUGUGCUUCAAGGUGGGAAGCGCAAAAAAGUGUCUCAGGAGAGUCUGGAGUUGGGUGAGGAGAGAGAGGGGAAGAGGUUGCUGCUGGAGGAGGCAGCGUUUGAUUCCCCAGGAACCCAGGAGGAUGAGGAUGCAGCAGGGGUGGAAGAUGAGGUGUCUGGGGAGACUUCAGGGGACAGAUCUGCUCAGAGCCCGGACAGGGCUGCUCUGGAAAGCUCCCAGCAGGAUGCAGCUGGUGAACCCAGGAGGAUUUCCCAGGCAGAGCUGGCUGUGGAGGUCCAGUCCUUUCUCCAGGUGCAUGGACCGAGGCUGAAGAUGCUGCUGCAGAAGGAGUCGCAUCACUCAGAGAUGAGCAUCCCACCAGAGCUGGACAUCCUGAACAGCUGCUCUCCUGGCCAGCUUGAGGGGCUGUGCUCCUUCCUCCAGCUCUCCACAUGCCCAGAGCACCUCCUGGUGCGUUUCUGCAGCUGGCUGCUGGCUCUCAGCCCUGACCUCAGCUACACCAACACGGCCAUCCUGGCAGAGCAGCUCUUUCUCAAGCGAGUCCUGUCCCUCACCCAGCCGCCCUCCCGUCACCUCAUGGCUGCCCUCACUUCGUUUUGCUCCAAGUAUUCCCAACCCUUCUGUCGAGUCCUGGUGGCUGCGAUCCUGCGGGAGCCGGGAGAAGGUGCUGAGCAGGCCAAGCUGGUGUGUGAGCUUGUGGAGGAGUGCCUGGAGCCAGACUGUGUGAGACUGGUGCUGAGCCAGGUCCUGGAGGUGCCUUUGUCAGAGAAGCUUCUGCCAGUGGUGCAGGCUGUGCUGGGGCGGCAGGAGGUGCUGCCCCCUGAGCUGUUUGAUCUCCUGGUCCUGACUCUGUGCCAGCAGGUCCCAGCCUUCUCCACGUCACUGAAUUACGCCAAGCUGGUGACAGCCGUGCUCACCAUGUACCAAAGCCAAGUCACUCCAGCUCACCGGAGUCGUCUGGCUGCUGCUUUGGAUCAGAGCAACGUGGCUCUGAAGAAGUCACUGCAGGCUGUGCUGGAAGGAACCAGGUGA
This is a messenger RNA of Antrostomus carolinensis (chuck-will's-widow), 1524 nucleotides long. It is a transcript of the gene FANCE, whose product is annotated as FA complementation group E. NCBI's taxonomy places the organism in Eukaryota, Metazoa, Chordata, Aves, Caprimulgiformes, Caprimulgidae. The record is from RefSeq and is a predicted model, not a curated record. Gene Ontology annotation, biological process: interstrand cross-link repair. Gene Ontology annotation, cellular component: Fanconi anaemia nuclear complex. The annotation marks the transcript as partial. The transcript is spliced from 10 exons.